AUCUGCCAGGUAAGUAUGAACAAACUUAAUUGUAUCAUUACAAUAUCAUAUUUUUCCUCUUCCCACAAACAGCGAGAGGAAAGACGCAAAGCACGGGAAGCUGACAAUAGUGAAGAAGGUGGUCCUCAGGAACGUCACAUACCUGUAAUGGAGUCGGCUACAGGAACUAUUGUGAGUGGAAAAGCUGCUCCUUUGGCUAGCAACUUGGAGGCUUUCUUGACAGCAAAUCCUGGGUGGGAAGUAUUACCUGAAGAUGAUUCUGAAACAUCUGAUGAUGAGAAUGAAGAGGUGGAAACAGAGAAGAAAGAGGAGGAAAGCGCCUCUCCAGCAUCGACUGAGAAUAAGUUGGAUGCAGCAGAGAAGAAUCCCAAGGAGGUCCUCAAGAAGGCGAAGGUUGAAGAUGAUGAGUACAAAGAUGUAACUGGAGAAAAAAAUUAUUACUCCAUUGCCCAUACUAUCAAGGAAACUGUAACAGAGCAGGCAAAGAUUAUGGUCAAUGGUUCUCUGAAAGAAUACCAGGUUAAGGGCUUGGAAUGGUUGGUGUCUCUUUAUAACAACAACCUCAAUGGUAUUUUAGCUGAUGAAAUGGGUCUGGGUAAGACAAUUCAGACUAUUGGUCUCAUUACGUACCUGAUAGAGAAUAAGAAGAAUAAUGGGCCUUACCUCAUCAUUGUACCACUUUCUACCAUAUCUAAUUGGGCUUUGGAAUUUGAAAAGUGGGCACCAACUGUUCAGGUUGUGACGUACAAAGGGUCACCACAGGUUCGAAGAAUUGUGCAGAGUCAGAUGCGCGCCACCAAAUUGAAUGUCCUCCUGACAACUUACGAAUACAUUAUUAAAGACAAAGCUGUACUUUCAAAACUGCGCUGGAAAUACAUGAUAAUCGAUGAGGGUCAUCGUAUGAAGAAUCAUCAUUGCAAACUUACUCAGGUGUGUUAA
Molecule: messenger RNA, 939 nt
Organism: Macrobrachium nipponense
Lineage: Eukaryota; Metazoa; Arthropoda; Malacostraca; Decapoda; Palaemonidae
Product: ATP-dependent helicase brm-like
Exons: 4
Coding region: 16-939 (307 amino acids)
Biological process (GO): positive regulation of transcription by RNA polymerase II
Cellular component (GO): nucleus
Molecular function (GO): ATP binding; transcription factor binding; DNA binding
Source: RefSeq, a predicted model, not a curated record